AUGAAUACCACGCGGAUGGAGAUGACCUUACAGUUAGGGUUCAUAAGAAUUGGAAGAUCCCACGUAAAUCGUACUGAGUUUUCCAUGAGAGAAACCCAGGUGUCAAGCAGCAAACGUUCAACCUCACCACAUUCUUCCUCGACUGCGGAAAUCCACUACAAUCAGGGAAGUUCAGGUCAAGAAUUCGCAUUCGUGAACUCAUCUUCCUCCCCAGGAAUUAAAACAGAUAUCAUUAUGAAUGGUUCCGCUUUACAUUCAACGAUGCAGCGAUGUUUCAUGCCAUAUUAUAUGCGGGCGCGGUUUACCUCUCUUCUCCAGGGUGGAAAGGACUCGGAAGAUUCUGUAUAUCGUCUUGGGAAGACUUUAGAAAAGGUCAAGGACAGACUUCAGAGUGGGCAUUCAGCAGACGAUAGUACUAUUGCUGCUUUUUCCUGUAUAGCUUUGGGAGAAGUAUGUUUAGAUCUUAGUAUCAAACCUUGGUCACCCAAAUCUAUGGCAUAUUCAUAUGCGUGGUAUACAACAAAUGGUGAACUUACGAGGCACGAUGUCAUCUUUUCCGAUUAUUAUACAGGCAAAGCUUCGUCGCGCAACCAUAUUCACUCAAUGCGGGAUUCAUCCAAAGCUCAUAGAAAAAGGCAACAUCUAACCAUCUUCUACCAAUCCAUUCAAAUCGCCUCCUUAUCCAACAUACUUCUCGACCCAAAGGAAUUUUCCAAUGAUAUUUACUGGAUUGAGUACGAAUUGCUGUCUUUUCCCUCAUCCAUAGAAGGAAGUCAUGAGUCGGGUCUUGAUAAAGCAACUCGUAUCGGAGCUCUAGUAUUCGAAUUUCCACAUUCCACUACUAGUCCUUCGAUCCUAUUACAACAAUUACAAGCAGCUCCAUCCACAAUUGACACCGCGAUAACCACCGACCAAAUCCUUCAAUGGCUGACUUGGUUAUUUACCAUUGGCGCUGUUCACAGCAAACGGGAGUCCAUCACACGCACUUGGUUUAUGGAGCAAUUGGCGGGGUUGCAUAUGGAGCGCUUGGAGAGCUUACUAGUUGAAACUUGA
Molecule: messenger RNA, 1053 nt
Organism: Sclerotinia borealis F-4128
Lineage: Eukaryota; Fungi; Ascomycota; Leotiomycetes; Helotiales; Sclerotiniaceae
Source: the annotation of a GenBank genome assembly